Tripterygium wilfordii is the source of this 919-nucleotide messenger RNA. RefSeq names its product gibberellin-regulated protein 1-like. The transcript is spliced from 2 exons. The record is from RefSeq and is a predicted model, not a curated record. NCBI's taxonomy places the organism in Eukaryota, Viridiplantae, Streptophyta, Magnoliopsida, Celastrales, Celastraceae. The coding region runs from base 377 to 655 and encodes 92 amino acids.
GGAUGUCAAUAUUUUAUUUGUCGAAACCAAUGAUUUUUCAUUAUAAUCUAUUUGAUCAUUCGUUGAACUACUGAAUUAUAUAUCUGUCUUCAAUUAAAUUUUUUUUGUUUGAUUCCAGUAAUUUAGUUUCAAUAAAUAGACCAUAAUUAAUGAGGGAUUCCACCUGUGCAAAAGAAAAAAGAAAAAAAGAAGAAGUAAAAAACAAGAUUAAGCAAGCGAUAGCUUUGUCCCUGCAGAACAUUCCAACGGCUCGGGUUCUGCAAUCUCCGCUACUAUAAACUUUAACCGCGUAGCUGGGCGCGUACACUAUGGAAUAAAUAGCGCCACAUUCUCCUUCAAAACCAAACAAUUAAGCCUCUAGUUUUAUACAUCUACAAUGGCCAUCGCUUCCAACUCUCUUAUUGCUUCGCUUCUAAUCUCUCUUCUUCUUCUCCAUCUGGCUGAAGCUGACCACUUGUUGCAGGAGAACACAAAUUGUGGUUGGGCUUGCUUGUGGCGAUGCGUGUCAUCAAAAAGGCCAAAUCUGUGCAAUCAGGCAUGUGGGUCUUGCUGUGCACAAUGCAACUGUGUUCCUCCAGGGACUUCCGGUAACUACGAGGCUUGUCCCUGCUAUGCUACCUUGAAGACCCACAAUGGCAAACGCAAGUGUCCUUGAAUAUAAUUCCAAAGCUUUAAUUUGUCCUUGUGCUUAUAAGAUUUGCCGUGGGAUGAUGAUUCCCUCAAGCCAGAACGUAUAAAUAUAGAGUAUAUAUAUAUAUAUAUGAUAUGUAAAGGCCGUUUUCCAUUUUAAUAAGUAAUUUUCAGUUUACACGAGAAUACAUAUUCAUACAUUCAGCAACUUUAUUCACUCUUACUAUAUAUAUGCAUCAUGAAUUUUAGCAUUCAAGAACAGAGAUGUUGCCGAAGCUGAUCAUAUAUA